AACUAAGCCGUAGAAACAAAGAGGUUUAAUCAACACUUAGAGCAGAGAGUGGUAUCAAACAGUGGAGAAGACGAAGGUGUAAACUCCAAUUAUUUAUGCUGCGAUGGAUCACAUGGAUAUGCGUAAGAUUUUCGAGAACAAAAGCUUAUGGCAGCCAACUGGCGAUGCACAUGUGGAUUCUAUCGGUCCCGAUUUAUCGUCCUGCAGAAAUCAGACCGUUGAAGUUCCAAUCACUAACGAAAAUUUGAAGAACGAAAACGGUUUAACUGGAGUAGCCGCAGUUAAUAAUCAGGUGAAUGAACCUAUAAAUGUAAAUUUGUCGACGGAUCAGACAAACGUCGUCGGAAGUGAAAACGCCUCUGUGUCCAAUUUAGAACAACCCCGUGUUACGGUUGUCGAAAACGGCCCCAUAACGGGUUCGAUUUCGACCUCUGUGGUGUGUGUUGACGAUGCUGCGAAAACGACUCGUUUUCGUAGUAAAAAGGACGACAAAAUCUAUAAAGAUUUAAUGCAGGCUUUGAAAAGGCCGGUUAGUAGCUACGCCUUGCUGUACGAACUACCACCGGUGAAAAAACCGAACAAAAAAAGUACGGAUGUACCAAUUAGCCACGGUAUCAUGAACAAAUUUUGGGGACCUAAUUCCAAGCCCAAAUCCAAAUUCAAAUCCAAAUCCAAAUCCAAAUCCAAAUCCAAUUCAAAACCCGUUUUCAAGAAAAAGCCGGAAAAAGAAGCAACCGUGAAAAAGGCACCGAGUAAAUCAUUCCUAAGUAAUGUCAAGAGUUUAACAAUGACUGGCAUGCUAGACAGGGUGCCCGUUCGAUAUGUUUCUUCAUCGGGGAAGGAAACUGAUGGAAUUAUCAAAGGCUGUAGCUAUCUUUGUGGAUGUCCGAACUGUAACUUCUCUAAAGAAGUGAAUGCUUACGAGUUUGAGAGUCAUGCUGGUUUUAAGACGAGUCACCCGAACAACCACAUACGGUUCAAGAAUGGGAAGACGAUUCAUCAGAUAGUUCAGGAGUUGAAACGGACGCCGGAUGAUAUGUUGUUUGAUGCUAUUCAGACGCUGACCGGCAUUCUUAUAGAUCAAAAAGCAUUCAUUUAUUGGAGAGAAUCGUUUAACGGAGCAACCCGCAAGCUUGAACCUGUUUCUGUCAAGCAACAACCUAAUUUGUGACGGUGAAAUUCAAAAUGACCACCCGAUUCGGAUUUAACUGGGAAAUAAUGUUUCAUGUGCAUAAUAACAACCGUCAGUUACCAUAAAAAAGGAAGAAGCUUUAACCAGUUCACGGACGUUGCAUAUAUUUAUUAAUUUGUACAGCUCAGCUACUUACACUCUGUUGGAGGCAUUUUACGAAUACCAGGUCGAGAUUGAACUAUACAUCAUGUACUUCGAUUUUUAAUUUAAUUUAAUUUUUUUCCUUUCUAGCUAUAUCUUUCAUUCUCUGUGUAAUAAUGAAAUUCUGAUCUUAAUUUAAAGGGUAGAUUACAAUCAUCUCCCUGAGGUAAGGUCUAUUUAUGAAAAAAACCCCUUAUUUUUCAA
Molecule: messenger RNA, 1537 nt
Organism: Erythranthe guttata (spotted monkey flower)
Lineage: Eukaryota; Viridiplantae; Streptophyta; Magnoliopsida; Lamiales; Phrymaceae
Source: RefSeq, a predicted model, not a curated record